Messenger RNA from Bursaphelenchus xylophilus (pine wood nematode), 3401 nucleotides. The record is from the annotation of a GenBank genome assembly. Lineage: Eukaryota; Metazoa; Nematoda; Chromadorea; Rhabditida; Aphelenchoididae.
AUGUUAUACUUCUCUUUCUACGACCUGUACCUCACCAAUCACAUGUACAACUUCAAUGCGGGCGUUCUGCUUCAAUUGUUCGACAGGAUCUUCCAGAAAAACCGAAAUGUAAGUUUUUCGUUUUGCUCGGACACGUUUCGUCGUAUACAAGCGCUUGCAGGCUGCAAGGUUUUUUAUGUUCCCAAAUCUCUGUAAAAUAAAUCUAGAUCAUGGAGGGUGUAAUUAGCAUGAUGUCUCAGUGAAUAUCAAGUCGUGAGCUUCUAAAUUUUAGGCGUCGACCGAUGUCCAAGCCAAGCUUGAAAUUAUCUAUCAAGAAUUGGUCAAAAGCACCUUUUACUAUGUCUCCCGAGCUCUGUACAAACAGGAUCGUCUGGCAUUUGCUCUACGGUUUGUGAAGGUCGUUCACGAUAAACUGUUCGAUGACAAGGUAAAGGUUUCGAACUGUUAUUUCUGUUUUUAGAUGUUGUAUUAGGUACCAGCGAAGAAUAAGGCUAAGACAGCCGUCUUUGAUAGGUGUGUUACCUAAAUUCAUGCCUAAGAUUUCCUCUUGCAGGAGUGGAACUUUUUCUGCGGCAACCUGGUGGAUGAAGCGGUCUCGGACACUGGAUCUGCACCUUCUUGGCUGUCCGAAGAGGUUCAACAACAAGUCGCGAAAUUACGAGCUUAUCUUCCCAGUCUCUACUCACAGUUGGGUUUGGAAGAUCGAUCUUCAUGGACAAACUUUCUGCAGAACAAUAGUAGCCAGCUUCCGGGGCAUAUUGAUCAGAAGCUCUCAAAUUUCCAGAAGGUUCUUGUGAUCUCAAUCUUGAAACCGGAGAAUGCAACCACCGCAAUGACGUCAUUUGUUACGCGGAGUCUGCAAGUGCCGUCGAUUAAUCACCGUCCAAUGAGCUCAUGGAGGUUGUUCCAACCGAAUCUUUGCCACCUAAUCGGCCGAUAUUGCUGAUCCUCGGAACUGGUGCUGAUCCCAGUCAAGAGAUCCGAGAUGCAGCUGAGAAAGUGUUGAAGGAUCCAAGGAGGCUUCAUGAACUUGCCAUAGGGAACCGACGUCAGAACGAAGCGGUCGAAUUGAUGAGGAAUGCAAUGGAAAAGGGGGAAUGGGUGUACUUGAAUAAUGUCCAUUUACUGCCAGAUUUCUUGCUCAGAAUUCACUCAGUAAGUUUUAUUUUUAAAUGUUAUUUCUUUCUAAGUUUAGGUCACUAAAAACACAUCUAUUUUCGACUACCUUUGAAGCGAAAUUUAUAUUGUACUUGAUAUUAAAAUCAAUAAUUUUGACUUCAGGAGUUACACAGCAAAUCUCCGAAUCCGGCCUUCCGUCUAUGGCUGAGUGCAGAGCCAGACAACCAGUUCCCAGCGGUUCCAUUGCAAGACGCACUCAAGAUUGCGUACGAAACGCCUCCGGGAAUCAAGCACAAUGUUAGCGGGACUUUGAAACAAUGGAUUGAGUUGGAAGGAAAUAGUGGGAAAUCGGAGUUGGAACUGAAGACUCAAUUCUUGUUGGCGUGGUUCCACGCUAUCAUCCAAGAAAGGAGGACGUAUAUUCCACAGGUAAAGUUAUGUUAUCCAUGAUAAGAUUUUUUUGAAAUUUAGGGAUGGCUAAAGUUUUACGAGUUCAAUUCGAACGACUUGAGGGUUGCCAGACAGGUCCUUGAUGCGAUGGGUUCAAAGAAUGGUGAGUUCUUUGCGUAAUUUUUAUAUUUUUAUUGUUUAGGUUAUAAUUGGGAAGCGAUUCGCGGAUUUAUGGAAGAUGCGAUAUAUGGGGGAAGAAUUGAGAAUCAACUCGACAUUGGCGUACUGUCAGCCUACUUGGACAAGUUUUUGAGCCAAAAAAUGGUGACGAGUAGAGAUGGGGAACUGGAUUCAAAUCUUAGAAUGCCCGAGGCUAAAUCAAUGAACGAAUGGCUAGAUUUUGUCCAGAAUAAGGUGAGGAAUGCCAUACGAGUUUAGUAAUAGUGCUACCAUCCGUAUGUAGCUGCAUAUUACGGUGUUGUGCGCUAGGGAAAGGCUUGACCCAUUGAGGGAAAGUCUUGACUCAGGUCUGGAAAACGAUGUAAUUGGUAUCAGAAAUGUCUCGAGGAUGAAUUACAGCCUUUUUCAGAUACCAGAAGUGGACAAACCAUCGCUGUUUGGCCUUCCCGAGAAUCUUGGAGCGACUUAUGAACUGGAACAAAGUCGACAAACAAUAAAUGCUCUCAGGUUAAUGCAGAAAUAUAGCCGAUCAUCGACAUUUGAGGCCUUCAGUCAGUGGGCAAAGAAACUUCAACCAGUUCUGGCAUUUUGGAAGCGGCUUCAUCAACAGAAUGACCUUCUUCAGGCAGAAUUGAGGGAUUCCGACUCGACUGACCCAAUUAUUGAUAUGCUAAACACCGAGAUGCACUUUGGAAUUGGACUGGUAAGUAGUUGGAGGCCAUUAGAAUUCGAAAUUUAGGUGAUAAUUUUGCUAGAUCAUUGUUUUUUAAAUUUUUGUACCAAAUUUAUUUUGUUUUAGGUAAAACAAAAUCCAUUCGACCUUGACCAACAUCCGGAAAGGUCUUGCCGGCAAGCUUGCCCCCACUGCCAAGACAGUUCAAGCCGCGAAGACACUGUUGGACCAACAAACCCCGGUGGAUUGGGAUCUAAUCUGGCCGGGACCCGAGGAUUGUUACCAGUACAUGGAGAAGGUGUGCGAUAAGGCCAGAAAGGUCAAGAAGUUGAGCACCUCAAUAAGUGGACAGGAUCUGCUCAACGAACCUAUAGAUUUGGAUCACCUUUUCCGGCCGACAGCCUUACUAAAUGCCCUUAGGCAAUAUAGUGCAAGGUGGGUGGAAAAUCGAGGAAAUUAUGGGGAUUACGGCAGUUUUUGGGCAGUUUCUGGAGUGGAAAGUGUUGUAAAUUUGAAGAAGAGAGUUUUUUAGUUGAGCUAGAGCUGUUACGGUAGUUUUAAAAUAAAAAAAUUUAUUUUUUUUGUUGAUUUAGUCUACUACAAUAUAAAAUUUUUUUUCAGACACCUAAACGUUGGCGUGGACAGACUCCAAUUCGCCACUGGCUUGUCCAAAAUACAGUCCAGAGCCCCCUCGAUGCAGAUUGGCCAACUAAAAAUUCAGGGCGCCGUUCUGGGAGGAGGCCAUUUAAUGGCUGUGGACCAGAAUUCUGCAGCGAUUUCUUCGGCUCCGGUCAUAGAUGUGGCGUGGAUUGGAAUGGUAGGAUCAGUUUUGGGGUGUGGGGGAUGUUUUCGACAAGAUUGGACGAUUUUUUUUUUUUAGGAUGAACCCGAGCCAUAUCGUCAAGAAGAAAGCGCCGAAAUCCCAUUGUUUGUGGCCUCAAACCGAACGGAAUUCGUAUGCCAAGUGAAAGUCCCGUGCUCCCAAGGCCAAAGAGAUCAGUGGGUCCUGGCGGCGGUUGCGUUAUUUACCCGGAUUUGA